GCCUUUAUCAAAGAAGUUCCAAUUCAGCUACUUGACAAAGAUACAGAAUCCCAUUCCCAUCAAGUCGUAGUUAAUAUAAAGAACUGCAAGAAGCUAGCAGCUACUUGCGAGGAUCAGACCCACCCUCAUCAAGUCGUAGUUAAUGAUUGUGCAAGAAG
Molecule: messenger RNA, 158 nt
Organism: Funneliformis geosporum
Lineage: Eukaryota; Fungi; Glomeromycota; Glomeromycetes; Glomerales; Glomeraceae
Source: the annotation of a GenBank genome assembly